Messenger RNA from Bufo bufo (common toad), 1305 nucleotides. RefSeq names its product gastrula zinc finger protein XlCGF17.1-like. Gene Ontology annotation, cellular component: nucleus. The transcript has 2 exons. The coding region runs from base 71 to 1159 and encodes 362 amino acids. Gene Ontology annotation, molecular function: DNA-binding transcription activator activity, RNA polymerase II-specific; RNA polymerase II cis-regulatory region sequence-specific DNA binding. Gene Ontology annotation, biological process: regulation of transcription by RNA polymerase II. NCBI's taxonomy places the organism in Eukaryota, Metazoa, Chordata, Amphibia, Anura, Bufonidae. The record is from RefSeq and is a predicted model, not a curated record.
UGAGGUGGAGGAGGACAUUCCAGGAGAUGUCACUACAGGAAAUCCCAGUAGGAAUUCUGAAGGAAACGUCAUGUUAUCACUAAAUUAUAAUGAAGAUGAAGAUAUCAUGCAGCGCUCUUCAGGAGAAAACCUUAAUGUACAUCCAGGACUUCACAGUACAGAUCUAUUAUAUAAUCCCCUUAAUCAUAAAGAACCUUUUCCUGACCAAUCACAGAUUGUGACCACAACUAAAGGUCAGAAAGGGGAUAAAGGGUUUCACUGUGUUAAAGAGUUCACAAAAAUCUCAGGUCAUUCUACAGACAGAGGAUUUCACACAAGGGAAAAGCCAUACUCCUGUUCAGAAUGUGGGAAAUGUUUUACAGAUAAAUCAAAUCUUGUUAGACAUGAGAGAAUUCACACAGGAGAAAAGCCAUAUUCUUGUUCAGAAUGUGGAAAAUGUUUUACAAAUAAAUCUAAUCUUGUUGCACAUAAGAGAAGCCACACUGGAGAGAAGCCAUAUUCAUGUUCAGAAUGUGGGAAAUAUUUUACUGAAAAAUCAAAUUUUGUUAGACAUAAAAGAAAUCACACAGGAGAGAAGCCAUAUUCAUGUUCAGAAUGUGGAAAAUGUUUUACAGAUAAAUCAGAUGUUUCUAGACAUGAGAGAAUUCACACAGGAGAGAAACCGUAUUCAUGUUCAGAAUGUGGCAAACAAUUUACACAGAAAUCAGAUCUUGUUAAACAUGAGAGAAUUCACACAGGAGAGAAACCAUAUUCAUGUCCAGAAUGUGGGAAAUGUUUUAUAAAUAAAUCAAGUCUUGUUGCACAUAAGAGAAGGCACACGGGAGAAAAGCCGUAUUCAUGUUCAGAAUGUGGAAAAUGUUUUUUAGAAAAAGCAAAUCUUGCUAGACAUCAGAGAAUUCACACAGGAGAAAAACCGUAUUCAUGUCCAGAAUGUGGAAAAUGUUUUUCAGAUAAAUCAUGUCUUGUUGCACAUAAGAGAAGUCACACAGGAGAAAAGCCGUAUUCUUGUUCAGAAUGUGGGAAAUUUUUUACAGAUAAAUCAUGUUUUGUUAGACAUGAGAGAAGUCACACAGGAGAGAAACCAUAUUCAUGUUCAGAAUGUGGGAAAUGUUUUACAAGGAAUUCAAGUCUUGUUAAUCAUGAGAGAAUUCAUAGAUGAGAGCGCCCAUAUUCAUGUUUAAAAACUGGGAAAUGUUUUACAGAAAAGUCACAUCUUGUUACACAUGCGAUAAGUCACACAGGAGAGAAGCUGUAUUAAUGUUUAGAAUGUGGGGAAUGUUUUACAGAUAGAUCUUGUUAGAUAUG